Leptonychotes weddellii (Weddell seal) is the source of this 1528-nucleotide messenger RNA. Lineage: Eukaryota; Metazoa; Chordata; Mammalia; Carnivora; Phocidae. The record is from RefSeq and is a predicted model, not a curated record.
UGCACCCUCUCCUGUUCUUCUUCCAUAGGGCAACCCCUACAUGUGCAAUAAUGAGUGUGAUGCAAGUACCCCUGAGCUGGCGCAUCCCCCUGAGCUGAUGUUUGAUUUUGAAGGAAGACAUCCCUCCACAUUUUGGCAGUCUGCUACUUGGAAGGACUAUCCCAAGCCUCUCCAGGUUAACAUCACUCUGUCUUGGAGCAAAACCAUCGAGCUCACAGACAACAUAGUUAUCACCUUUGAAUCAGGGCGUCCGGACCAAAUGAUCCUGGAGAAAUCUCUCGAUUAUGGACGAACAUGGCAGCCCUACCAAUAUUACGCCACAGACUGCUUAGAUGCCUUUCACAUGGAUCCCAAAUCCGUGAAGGAUUUAUCACAGCAUACGGUCUUAGAAAUCAUUUGCACUGAAGAGUACUCUACGGGAUACAUGACAAAUAGCAAAAUCAUCCACUUUGAAAUCAAAGACAGGUUUGCGUUUUUUGCUGGACCAUGGCUACGCAAUAUGGCUUCUCUCUACGGGCAGCUGGAUACAACCAAGAAACUCAGAGACUUCUUUACAGUCACAGACCUGAGGAUAAGGCUUUUGAGACCAGCGGUUGGGGAAAUAUUUGUAGAUGAGCUACACUUGGCACGCUACUUUUAUGCAAUCUCAGACAUAAAGGUGCACGGAAGGUGCAAAUGUAAUCUCCACGCCACUGUGUGUGUGUAUGACAACAGCAAAUUGACCUGUGAAUGUGAGCACAACACUACAGGUCCAGACUGUGGGAAAUGCAAGAAGAAUUAUCAGGGCCGACCUUGGAGUCCAGGCUCGUAUCUCCCCAUCCCUAAAGGCACUGCAAAUACCUGUAUCCCCAGUAUUUCCAGUAUCGGUAAUCCUCCAAAGUUUAAUAGGAUAUGGCCGAAUAUUUCUUCCCUUGAGGUUUCUAACCCAAAACAAGUUGCUCCCAAAUUAGCUUUGUCAACAGUUUCUUCUGUUCAAGUUGCAAACCACAAGAGAGAUUGUGAAUGCUUCGGCCACUCCAAUCGAUGCAGUUAUAUCGAUCUGCUCAAUACAGUCAUUUGCGUGAGCUGUAAACACAACACUAGAGGGCAGCACUGUGAGUUAUGCAGGCUGGGCUACUUCAGAAAUGCUUCCGCACAGCUGGACGAUGAGAAUGUGUGCAUAGAGUGUUAUUGUAACCCUUUGGGCUCAGUCCAUGAUCGUUGUAAUGGCUCAGGAUUUUGUGAGUGUAAGACGGGAACAACAGGGCCUAAGUGUGAUGAGUGUCUGCCGGGAAAUUCCUGGCACUCCGGCUGUCAACCGAACGUCUGCGACAACGAGCUCCUGCACUGCCAGAACGGAGGGACGUGCUACAACAACGUGCGCUGCCUCUGCCCGGCCGCGUACACCGGCAUCCUGUGCGAGAAGCUGCGGUGCGAGGAGGCGGGCAGCUGCGGCUCCGACUCCGGCCAGGGGGCGCCCGCGCCCGGCUCCCCCGCGCUGCUGCUGCUGACCGCGCUGCUGGGCACCGCCAGCCCCCUGCUGGUCUAG